Molecule: messenger RNA, 939 nt
Organism: Nestor notabilis (Kea)
Lineage: Eukaryota; Metazoa; Chordata; Aves; Psittaciformes; Psittacidae
Gene: SSUH2
Product: ssu-2 homolog (C. elegans)
Source: RefSeq, a predicted model, not a curated record
GUAGAGAAACAAGUCGCUCAGGAGAGCUACGACCAGAAAAAGUUUUGGUUAUCAUCAGCAGUUACAAGGAGGGUGAUGCUGCCCUACAGCAGCGAGUUCCGUUCCCGGACCGACAGCACCAUCUACGUGCCCGCAGUGACAGAGGCAGUGGCCAAGGCCCUCCUGCGCUUCGUGUCCUCGCGGUGCUGCUAUGGGAGCAGGGUGGCAGGGGAGCUGGCCAUCCAGUGCCUGCGGCAGGCAGGCACCUACCGAUAUCGACUGGAGACGUUCAGUGAGUCGAGGUUAAGCGAAUGGGUGUUUGAGCCCUUCACCGACCUCUGGGAUGUGGAGGAUGAGCCCCCUCCACUCUUCCAGGGCCAGACACAGUGGUGCUGGGUGACUCACUCAGCACUGGUCAGGACAAAGUGUGUAACAUGCAAGGGAUCCCAAAGCAGGCUAAAGCAGCAGAAGAGAUGCCAGCUUUGUUCAGGUACAGGUCGCAAAAGGUUCAAUACCUGUUCUGGCCAGGGCAGCAAGACCUGUGCGACCUGUCAGGGAGAGAAAAAGCUCCAGCAUUUCAAGCAGCUGGUGAUAACCUGGAAGAACAAUGUCUUAGAAUUUGUUUCUGAGCAUCAUCUGAACUUCCCAGGAGAGCUGCUCAGCAAAGUCAGUGGAGAGAGUGUAUUUAAAGAUGAAAAUGUGAUGGUGUACCCCAUCAUUGGCUUCCCUGAACCUGAGAUCUCCCUGGCCUCGCAGGGAGCCAUUGCUGAGCACAGUGUGACGUUUGGCGCAUCAUCCCGCAUCCUCCAGCAGAGGCAAACAAUCGAGCUAAUCCUCAUCACAGAAGUACACUACCAGUAUUCAGGGAAGCCUUACCUCUACUACAUCUAUGGGCUUGAGAACAAGGUAUAUGCACUGGACUAUCCUGAGAGGUGCUGCUGCAGCUGCACUGUCAUCUGA